Messenger RNA from Scomber japonicus (chub mackerel), 1614 nucleotides. RefSeq names its product Rh family, C glycoprotein b (gene rhcgb). Gene Ontology annotation, biological process: ammonium homeostasis; ammonium transmembrane transport. Gene Ontology annotation, cellular component: plasma membrane. The record is from RefSeq and is a predicted model, not a curated record. Bases 1 to 1614 code for a protein of 537 amino acids. The transcript has 11 exons. NCBI's taxonomy places the organism in Eukaryota, Metazoa, Chordata, Actinopteri, Scombriformes, Scombridae. Gene Ontology annotation, molecular function: ammonium channel activity.
AUGGGCUGUGUUCAAAGCUUCAGGGAACUGUGUGACCGUCCAAAAAAUACUAAUGUUCGUUUUAGUCUUCCGGCUGUUUGCUUUGUGUGGCAAACAGCCAUGAUCAUCUUGUUUGGGAUUUUUAUUCGUUAUAAUGAGGAAUCCAGUACACGGUGGAUAGAGUACAGGAGAGAGAAAAACAUAUCGAGUGACAUUGACAAUGACUUCUACUUCAGAUAUCCAAGUUUCCAGGAUGUCCAUGUGAUGAUCUUUGUUGGAUUUGGCUUCCUGAUGACCUUUCUGAAGCGGUACAGCUUCGGAGCCGUGGGUUUCAACUUCCUCAUCGCAGCCUUCGGCCUCCAAUGGGCUCUGUUAAUGCAGGGCUGGUUCCACUCCCUGGAUUACACUGAUGGGAAGAUCAAAAUCGGAGUUGAAAGCCUGAUCAAUGCAGAUUUCUGUGUGGCUGGCUGCUUGAUUGCCUACGGGGCAGUGCUGGGUAAAGUCAGUCCAGUCCAGCUGUUGGUCCUGACUCUGUUUGGGAUCACAUUAUUUGCUGUAGAAGAAUAUAUUAUCCUAGAUCUCAUACAUGCCAGAGAUGCUGGAGGCUCCAUGGUGAUCCACACAUUCGGAGGUUAUUAUGGUCUUGCCAUCUCAUGGAUGCUGUAUCGACCAAACCUGGACCAGAGCAGUCGCCUGCAUGGCUCCGUCUACCACUCGGAUGUCUUUGCAAUGAUUGGCACUCUCUUCCUGUGGAUGUUCUGGCCAAGUUUCAACUCAGCCAUCACAGACCACGGGGACGGGCAGCACAGAGCAGCCAUAAACACCUACCUGGCUUUGGCUUCCACUGUACUCACCACUGUCGCCAUUUCCAGCCUCUUCCAGAAGCAUGGAAAACUAGACAUGGUUCACAUCCAGAACUCCACUCUUGCUGGAGGUGUUGCAGUGGGAACUGCAGCAGAGUUUAUGCUGAUGCCCUACGGGUCUCUUAUCGUAGGAUUCUGCUGUGGUAUCAUCUCUACAUUGGGAUAUAUCUACAUCUCGCCCUUCAUGGAGAAGUACCUUAAGAUCCAAGACACAUGUGGAAUUCACAACCUCCAUGCCUUGCCAGGAGUCAUAGGUGGCAUUGUGGGAGCCAUUACUGCUGCAGCUGCAUCAGAGUCAGUUUAUGGUCAUGAAGGGCUGAUUAACACCUUUGACUUUGAGGGCGAAUUCAAAGACAUGGUACCCACCCGGCAGGGUGGUCACCAGGCCGCGGGCAUAUGUGUGGCUAUCUGCUUUGGUGUAGGCGGAGGCAUCAUUGUUGGCUGUAUCCUAAGAUUACCGAUCUGGGGUGAUCCUGCUGAUGACAACUGCUUUGACGAUGAGUGCUACUGGGAGGUGCCUGAGGAGGACGGAGACAUCCCACCAGUCCUGCAGUACAACAACCACAUGCAGAACAAAGAUGUCGGAGAGGAACAGCAGAUUAACCAUGAUCCUAUCCGCUCUCCGCUAGCCCCUUCAUACGCUCCGUUACGCCAGCAUUUAAAAGGAGGAGGGGACGCCAUUCAGGCCCAUGAUAUGAAUCCCAGACGUACGGACAAGAACAGAGCUUUCACCUCUGUUUCACAGAAAAGACCCCUUUCUGGCACCCUCUAA